AUGACAAAGUCAACCUCAGACAUCUUCAUGAGCAUCAAACCAGAGCACGUGCAAAAUAUCGCCUCGGGGUCCAAGAACCACGAAUACCGCAGCUAUCUCCUCCCGUCAAGUAUCCAACACAUCUGGUUCUACACCACCAGCCCUAUCAAACGAAUCGAAUACGUCGCCCGUAUCUCUCCGGGUAAAAUCCCAGGAGAAGUUCCUGAUGAUGGAGGUAUCGGCAAUGCGGAAUUCAAUACCGGGUUGAGUGAUUCCAAGUACGGAUAUGAGAUUCUCAUGCUGUGGAGGUUGAAGAUGCCCGUUAGCUUGGAAGAGGCCAUCGUUGAGGGGUUCUUGAAGGCUGCGCCGCAGAAGUAUUGUUGGGUUUCUUUGGAUUUCUUGCGGAGAUUGUUGUUAGAUGGGCAGGAUUUGUUGUUUUCUAGGACGGUGGAUGAAGGUUAG
Molecule: messenger RNA, 441 nt
Organism: Penicillium verrucosum
Lineage: Eukaryota; Fungi; Ascomycota; Eurotiomycetes; Eurotiales; Aspergillaceae
Exons: 1
Coding region: 1-441 (146 amino acids)
Source: RefSeq, a predicted model, not a curated record